AACAACAAUAGUAUUAUCGCUAAUCAUUUGUAGACUAUUAUACAUAUGGUUUCGUAUGGUAUACCCCAGGAUACCAGUGCUAACCGAUCAAGAUAUUGAACAACGUAUGUCAUCGUAUAAGCUGAGGACAGUUACCUUAAGAAAAUUUGGUCAAAAACUAUAUCAUCAAUUGAGACAACCUGACCAUCGAUUUCAACGUCUGGUACCUAAUCUAUGGCAAAAUACGCCCGAAGAUGGUCUGGAUAUUAGUAUCAAAUAUAUUGAUACCGGUGCUGAUGAUGAUGAUGACACUACCGGCAGCACUGGUAGUCAUAAUAAUAAUAAACCAGUGCUGCUAUUACUGCACGGAUCGCCCAAUUGUUUGACACAUUUUUCCCAUUUUUGCCGUACGUUUGGCCAUAAAUAUCGGUUAUUGAUACCGAAAUUACCGGAUUUUCAGGACAGUCGUCGUCGUCRUCAUCAUCAGCAAAAUGGUGGCCACUUUUGGCAUUCGGGUGACGAACGGGCAGAACUGGUCGUCGMGUUUCUUAACCAACUGUCCAUUCGWGUAGUCGACUGCGCUGUMUGUCAUUCGGCCGGUAGUCUAAUAGCCUUACAGAUAGUCAACGGCGACUACAGUAGUGGUCAUCGACUGACCAUCAAAUCCGUGGUAUUGAUUACACCGCCAGUUCAUCGAUGGCUUACACCGAAACAAUUGGACGGUAUAGCCUUGGUUUGCCGAUUCGGUAGCAAUUGGUGGCUCCGGUGGUUAGGUUUACUASUWGUACCCGAUUGGCURCUCGUAUGGUUGGGCGUCAAACAGUCACUGCUGAGGGCAUCAAAUGUCUUAAGGGAUGAACUGUUUGCCAGUUAUUUCUUUAUAUUAUUAUCGGAUAGUUUAGAUAAAAUUCAAWUAAGAUACCAGUGUUUAGCCCAGAAACAGAUACCGACACUGUAUGUGAUGGCCGGUAAGGAUAAGGUAUUUCCUGUAAAUAAAUUUUGGGAAACUUUGGGAGUUAUGGGUAUAACCRAUGAUAAUAAUACUGCAAACAAAUGUAUUAUCAAUGUUACCGAUAAUGAUAGUGAUAAUAGUUUUGAUGAUACAAUGGUUACAAUGGAUAUUAAAAAUAGUAAUAAUAAUAUUGAUAAUAAUAAUUGGAUUCAAGUUAUAAACUUUCAAAAUAUUUAA
Messenger RNA from Oppia nitens, 1168 nucleotides. RefSeq lists its product as uncharacterized. The transcript is spliced from 2 exons. The record is from RefSeq and is a predicted model, not a curated record. NCBI's taxonomy places the organism in Eukaryota, Metazoa, Arthropoda, Arachnida, Sarcoptiformes, Oppiidae. The coding region runs from base 56 to 1168 and encodes 370 amino acids.